AUGCCCACAAUAGACGCAUCCACCCAUUCAUCGAAACAUUCUCUCACCGCGCAAAAUCCCUCAUUAGACAUGCCUCAUCCGACUACAAUUCAUAAUAAACUAGGGCAAGAAGAACAACAGCAAUCGACUCCAUCCUCUCCAUCCUCUCCAUCCUCCGUACUCGCCUUUUCUCCCAAUCACCUUCCAUCUCCAGCUAAUCUACAUCCGGCAUGGAGGAGCUCGUUCGACUCUCAACCAGGCUUGCUUUCUUCCAAUACAUCCUCUUCAAAUGUCUCGACCAUUCUUUCUCUACCUUAUCACUCAGUUCCGUGUGGCUCCUGCGCAUCGCUUUCAAUUCCUAAUAAUAGUACGAACGAACGCUUAAUAAAAGGAGCAAAUGAAAAUGUAGAAAAAAAUGAAACAGAGAACAUUAAGCUGUUUAUUGCUAUGGAGACUGUUAUACUAAUUAAUGUAGUACUCAAUCUAUGGGCAGCUUGGAAAUACAAUGCAGCUAUGACAUAG
Paraglomus occultum is the source of this 501-nucleotide messenger RNA. The record is from the annotation of a GenBank genome assembly. Lineage: Eukaryota; Fungi; Glomeromycota; Glomeromycetes; Paraglomerales; Paraglomeraceae.